AUGGAUGAACAAUCUACUAAAGAAACAAUGAUUACUAGAGAAGAAAUUGGCAAUCAUCAAGAUGAAUGGAACAUUACAAUUCAAGAUGAAUGGAACAUUACAAUUCAAGAGUCAAACUCAGAUUCUCAUGAAAUCAGUGAAAAUGCGAGACAAUGGCUAAAAUCCUUAGAGAAGAGCAGCGAGUACCCCACCAUUGGCUCAUCACAGAAGCCAAAGAUACACAUGGUCCCUAAAAUGCAUCGCGAGAUUGAAUCAAAUGUAUGGUGCUAUGAGCCCCUUGUGGUUGCUCUCGGUCCAUUUCACCAUGGAAAAUCCAAGCUUCAACCUAUGGAGAAGUACAAGGAGAUGCUGGCAAUUCAGUUUGCUGAUCAAGAAAGCACCAAACUACCAUGGCUUUUAACAAAAUCAGUGUCCAUUGAUGAGCUUUACAAAAUGGUGAAGAACAUUGUCCCUAAUGUCAGGGACUGCUAUGCUGAGGACAUAACUAAAUAUUACAGCGACGAGGAGUUUGCAAAGAUGAUGUUCUUGGAUGGCUGUUUCAUUCUCCAAUAUAUUCACUGCCUUGUCACUGGCAACUAUAAGCAGCUGCAGAUGAAGAGCCAUGAUAUAGCUUUCAUUCGUCGUGAUCUUUUCUUACUUGAAAAUCAGUUACCUUUUGAAGUCCUGCAUGUGUUAAUGAGCUGUAGGUUCAAGAAAGAUGAAGGAAUGAGGAUGAUUAAAACAUUUAUCUCGCGUGCACAUGCAAAGCCCCCUCAAAAUCAUGGAUUAAUUCAAAGUAUCAAUAAUUUCUUUCUGGGUUUCUUUGGCAAGAUUUAUGAAGGAGAAGGGCCUUACCUGAUGAAAGAAGAAAAUCCUGCUCAUCUGCUCGAGAUAUCAAGAACGCAACUCAUAAACCCAAAUGUUUUCUCAGAAGGCGGAUACUAUCUAAGGGGUGAGUGGUGCUCAUAUCGCUCAGCCAUGGAGCUCAAGAAAGCAGGAAUAUAUUUCAGGCGUGGAAAGAGUCGUCGUCUUUCAGAUAUUAAGUUCAAUUCAUUCCGUUUCUCAGCUCUUUUAACACUUCCACCUAUAACCAUAGAUGAUUCAACCAAGUCGGAGCUAUUAAACUUAGUUGCAUAUGAGGCAUGCCCUGAUACACCAGAUGACUUUGGUAUUACAUCUUAUCUUUGCUUUAUGGAUUCACUAAUUGAUCGUGCUGAAGAUGUUAAGGAGCUUACGUCAAAAGGUAUAUUACUUAACUUUCUUGGAAGUGAUCAAGAAGUAGCAAAUCUCUUCAAUGAGAUAGCAACAGAUUUGGUGCCAAAUCCUCAUGCCUUUAUUGAUGUGAAACACAAAAUUGAGAAUCAUUACAAUAACAAAGGAAAAAUAUGGAUUGCUGAGUGA
Messenger RNA from Nicotiana tabacum (common tobacco), 1380 nucleotides. Its product is annotated as UPF0481 protein At3g47200-like. The record is from RefSeq and is a predicted model, not a curated record. Lineage: Eukaryota; Viridiplantae; Streptophyta; Magnoliopsida; Solanales; Solanaceae.